UUUGAUUGCUUUAAGUAUUGUAUUAGUGUUUUAUAUAUUUAUUUUUUAUUUAGCUGUAUUGAGGAACUUUUUAUAUCAAUAUACAGCUUGGUGGCACCACACCUCCACAACAGUUACAACAUAACUAUAACCCAACCACCACCGUGAUGACCACUUUUACUGCAUAACUACCUUUACAUCUAUUUGCACCUUCAGCAAGAUUACCACAACUGCAGUCAUUACCAUCACUGUUUUGACUAUAUCAGACAAUCAUUACCGCACCAUCCUGAAAGAGAAAAUUGAAUUAACUCUAUGUCUAAGUUUGAACCCCUUGCCUACAAGCCUAGAAAACGAGCUCACGACAAAUAAUCAAGCACAAAAGGGUGAAGUAGAGUGCAUGGUUACUUUUUGGUAAUUGAAUGGGUUAAAGUAGUGUUCUGCUGCAAUUUUUAUGACAUAUAUUGAUCACAAGAUAUUUCCUUAAUGGGAGGAGCUUGUUCUAGGAAGAGAGGCCAAUUGGAUCAUGAAGAUAGGUUAAAUAGAGGGGUUUGUGGAAGAUAUCAUAAAAGUGGAAGUUCCAAGUGGUUGAUGACCUCAUUUUUUAGGCCUCCGCUGGAAAUCCAACGAGGACAAGGGAAAUGCCCGUCCCUUAUGGAGUUGUGUGCUCAUAAAAUUCGUGAGGACAUAGAUAGAUAUAAUACCUUUUCAAUGCUCCCAAGGGAUAUCAGUCAGCAAAUCUUCAAUGAACUGGUAAAUUCCCAACGUCUAACUGAUAUUUCUCUAGAAGCUUUUCGAGACUGUGCUCUCCAGGACCUUUACCUGGGAGAGUACCCUGGUGUAAAUGACAAGUGGAUGGAUGUCAUUGCUUCUCAGGGCUCAUCUUUACUUUGUGUGGAUCUUUCUGGUUCUGAUGUCUCUAAUUCUGGGUUGAUUAAUCUCAAAGAUUGCACAAACCUGCAAUCCUUAAAUUUUAAUGACUGUAACCAGAUUUCAGAUUGUGGGCUUGGGCACAUCUCUGAUCUCUCAAACCUUACAAGUUUGAGUUUUAGAAGAAACAAUGCAAUUACUGCUCAAGGGAUGAGUGCCUUUGCUGGGUUGAUUAACUUAUCGAAGUUGGAUCUGGAAAGAUGUAUUGGAAUUCAUGGCGGUCUUGGUCAUCUUAAAGGUCUGACAAAGCUGGAGUCUCUUAAUAUUAAAUGGUGUAAUUGCAUCACGGAUUCUGAUAUGAAGCCUCUCUCAGGGCUUAGAAACUUGAAAAGUCUACAAAUUUCCUGCAGCAAGGUUACUGAUGUCGGCAUUACUUACUUGAAAGGUCUGCAAAAGCUUUCUCUAUUGAAUUUGGAAGGCUGCCCAGUGACGGCUGCAUGCUUAGACUCUCUUUCAGCUCUUGGGGACCUGCUGUAUUUGAAUCUUAAUAGAUGUCAUCUGUCUGAUGAUGGAUGUGAGAAAUUUUCCAGGCUUGGGAGUUUGAAAGUAUUAAACUUGGGAUUCAAUGACAUAACAGAUGCAUGUUUGGUGCACUUGAAAGGUGAGUGCUCUGUUUUGUUUACUGUGUGUUCAACAGUCUAAUUUAUUCAUUUUACAU
This is a messenger RNA of Pistacia vera, 1564 nucleotides long. Its product is annotated as internalin A-like. Lineage: Eukaryota; Viridiplantae; Streptophyta; Magnoliopsida; Sapindales; Anacardiaceae. Bases 463 to 1548 code for a protein of 361 amino acids. Gene Ontology annotation, molecular function: protein binding. The transcript has 10 exons. The record is from RefSeq and is a predicted model, not a curated record.